Tigriopus californicus is the source of this 903-nucleotide messenger RNA. RefSeq lists its product as uncharacterized. The record is from RefSeq and is a predicted model, not a curated record. The transcript has 4 exons. Lineage: Eukaryota; Metazoa; Arthropoda; Copepoda; Harpacticoida; Harpacticidae. The coding region runs from base 161 to 697 and encodes 178 amino acids.
UUGGUCAGGGACAAAGAGCCGGCUUUUAAAAUCCACUUGUUCAAGUUCAGAAAGGGGUGAAAGGUGCCCCAAGGCGAUGAAUGACGUUUAUUAAAGGCACCUCCUCAGCGGUCAGCUUGGUUAGUCCCCAUUGGAAAGUGAAAGAAGAAAGACCUAUAGAAUGAAUCGCUUGUUCGUUGUUCUCGCUUUGACCCUUGGGUCGAGUUUAGCUGAUGUGAAGAAUGGGAACAACAAUGCCGUUCCUCAAUUUGCUGAGCCCAGAGACACUUCAUAUGGCGUUCCAUCCUCAACGUUUUCCGAUUCUUCGUUCAAUUCCGGUGGAACGUUUUCCAACGCGGGUCCUAGUGGGUUCUCAAGUGGUCCCACAUUUACCAAACCCAUCACGUACUCCUCAGGUCAAUCAUUCUAUUCCAAUGAUCCGGGAUUCAACGCGGGCAUCGGCGGCUCUUUUGGCAACACUGGGGGCGGUCUAUCAGCAUCCUUCCCGUCCGAUCUGAUCUCAACCGGACUGAAUUUGGUGUUGGGCCUUUUUGCAUUCUCUCUCAUUAUGCAGAUCGUGACGAAAGUGGCUUCUUCUUCCCUAUUCGAUAAUCUGUUCAAAGCACGAGCUCUCGAGUCGGAUAAUAUGGUGGAACUAGCCAAUUUCGCCAUGAAGGCCUACCGCAGAUAUGAGGAGAUGAACAAUGUACCCAAAUGAUUCAGUUGGCCAAGCAAAUGGGGCUUUCCAGGAUCUCAGAAUGAAAGAAGAAGUAUGCCUGUCUGGAAUAUUCCUCUUCGACAGGAAGGAAUUGGUUCCAAGUACAUAUGUGUGAUGGUAUGAAUGUGAUAAAGCGAGAAAUGCCAAAACAAUUGAGCAAGAAUUAAAUCAACCAAACCUGAAUGACACACUUGCGUUUGUUGAUA